Messenger RNA from Anguilla rostrata (American eel), 1394 nucleotides. RefSeq names its product adenosine receptor A3-like. Bases 81 to 1067 code for a protein of 328 amino acids. Gene Ontology annotation, cellular component: synapse; plasma membrane; dendrite. The transcript is spliced from 2 exons. The record is from RefSeq and is a predicted model, not a curated record. Lineage: Eukaryota; Metazoa; Chordata; Actinopteri; Anguilliformes; Anguillidae. Gene Ontology annotation, molecular function: G protein-coupled adenosine receptor activity. Gene Ontology annotation, biological process: G protein-coupled adenosine receptor signaling pathway.
UCUGUGGAGCUUCCGCAAAGCCACACUGGCUCCGAGCAGCAGCUGAUGUGCAGACUCACUUCCUCCCCAGCUACAGAAGAAUGAGCAGCAACUCCUCCCUCACCAUGGACAGUGUGGCGGGUGCAGUGUACGCAGCACUGGAGCUGCUGAUCGCCGUGAUGUGUUGCCUGGGCAACCUGCUGGCCAUCUGGGCAGUGCAGGCCAGUGGCUCCCUGCGGAAGCCCACCUUCUGCUUCAUGGCAUCGCUGGCGGCUGCGGACUUCCUGGUGGGCGCCGUGGCGAUCCCCGUGGCCGUGCUGGUGGACGGCCGGGUCAGCACCUCCUUCGACAGCUGCCUGUUCCUCAGCUGCGUGACGGUCCUGCUGGUGCAGGCCUCCAUCCUCAUGCUGCUGGUCAUCGCGGUGGAUCGCCACCUGUGCGUGCAGAUGCCCCUCAGAUACAAGCGCAGCUUCACGCAGAGGCGCUGCUGGGCCGUGGUCGGAGUGUGCUGGCUGCUCGCCUUCGCGUUCAGUUUCACGCCCAUGUUCGGCUGGUACAACCGCCAGACCCUGGCCAAGAUGGGGAACUCCACCACCAGCGUCUGCAGGCUCGUGUCCGUCAUCCCCAUGACUUACCUAGUUUACUUCCAGUUCUUUGGGUGCACACUGCUCCCCCUGCUGGUGAUGUGUGCCCUCUACGUCCAUGUCUUCCGCUCCAUCUCCAAGCGGCUGCAGAGGAGCCAGGCCCGGGUCACCGAAUCACACGCGUACUACGCCAAAGAGCGGAAGCUGGCCAAGUCCCUGCUGCUGGUCCUGGUCCUCUUCGCGGUCGGCUGGUUGCCGCUGAGCAUCAUGAACUGUGUGACGAUCUUCGGUGGCGACGUCCCUCUGGUCGCCAUCUACAUCGGGAUCCUUCUCACGCACGCCAACUCCGCCGUCAAUCCGGUCGUGUACGCCUUCAAGGUGCCGAAGAUCCGCAGUGCGUACCUGCGGGCCUGGAGGAAGUGUGACCUCUGCUGGCAACAGGGGGUAUCGCAGAGCACCGAGAGCAAGGACUUCAGCACCAAAAGCAAAUCCAUUGAAGAUUAGACCAAGGAACAGGAUUAUUCUGAUAGUAAUCUACAUACAGUCUAACUGUGUGCUCAUAUUACCAUCAAUAAGCCAUUCUGCUUACUGUUCAUUAUCAGCACCAUUUUAAAACACUGGCUGGGAGUUAAUCAACAUUUGUCCUUAACCUUGACUAAUAAAAUCAAGAGUUACCAAGAAUUUAUUUUUCUUCACAAGCACACUGUCAAGUUUGGGAAUCUCUGAAACUGAAUUGACAAAAUGAAUUUGCAAAAAAAAACUUCCAACAUUAGCAAUUCCUUGUGAGUCAAAGUUAAAUUGUUGAUUAAAUCAAUUUAAUUGAUGAGCAAA